Molecule: messenger RNA, 336 nt
Organism: Glarea lozoyensis ATCC 20868
Lineage: Eukaryota; Fungi; Ascomycota; Leotiomycetes; Helotiales; Helotiaceae
Exons: 2
Coding region: 1-336 (111 amino acids)
Source: RefSeq, a predicted model, not a curated record
AUGUCUGUGUCGAACGGUGUGCUGUAUAGCGGCCAGGCGCCGCCGGGUAUUACUUCUAAUGCGGACCAACCUUCCGAGUCAUUUGAGAUGCUCAGCAUGAUUCUGUUCUCGGCGUUAAUUGGGCUUAAUGUGUUGUUUGUGCUCUGUCGGAUUGUGUUUAAGUGGCGCACGGGCAUUGCGAAAGAUGAUGUUUUUAUUGUUGCGGCGGCGGUGGUGGGGAAUGCGCAGACGAUUCUUUUACUUACUUUAGUGACGAAAUAUGCACGACAUGGAUGGGAUAUUCCACUGGAAUGGAUUGAUGAGUCUUACCUCAAGGCGAGCAACACCGGAAACUAA